Parnassius apollo (apollo) is the source of this 1377-nucleotide messenger RNA. The record is from the annotation of a GenBank genome assembly. Lineage: Eukaryota; Metazoa; Arthropoda; Insecta; Lepidoptera; Papilionidae.
AUGACGACAGUAGAUACCCUCGGGCCCCACGCAUGCCGCAGGACCCGUGUCAGUUGCACCGCUACACCACAACACCACAACACUUGCACCUUAUCGCACUGCCUCGUUGCUCUAGUGCUCGAUGACGACAUCGAGAAAAAUCCGGAAACCCCGGACAGUGCGUUCGGAGCUGCCUUACGGCCCGGGUCCGGUCCACUGUCCCCGGACUCGCGUAAACGACUAUGGAGGGUCGUCAACGAACUGCCGACAAAACAGCAGCAACCAACAAGAGAGCAACACACUCCACUUUCGGAGAUAAGGAAUCGUUUCCUGGCGCAGUUCCACUCGGACUCGUCCACGCCGCCUUCAGACCACCCGGUCGCACCGAGGAAGCUGCAUUUACAAGAUCAAUCUGAAACCCCACCACCGAAAAUGGUGAAAUUAUCGGUAGAACAGGGCGUCGGCAGUAUCGCGUCAGAGACAGACGUCAGUGGGAAAUGUGAAUCGAGCACUUCAAGCGCUAGCAAAACCCUCCCAGCCGCGGUCGAUGCUCAGUUACAGCGCUUAAGCGCUGCCUUAACCAAUCGACUUAGCUCUCAAAGAGCGAAGCGAUCGAGGGACUCCGUUAGUGUCACUCCAGCAUCAGGUCCAGACUCUGAGCCGGGCCCCCUGUCGCAGCCCAACACUGUGGGCUGGGACGACACUGCGGCCGCGCAGCAACCCGUGGAGGAGAAGCAACCAGAGAUUAAACGAUUCAUGCUGUCCUCCAAUGUGGAUAACCGCGAGGAGAUAACGUGUAUGAUCCUACACCUGGGUGGAGCGGUUUCCGAGGGCGCUGAGCUGGACCCCCUUGCGACUCAUCUGCUUUGCGCGGCGCCGGGCCGCAGCGAGAAGAUGCUGGGCUCCGUGGCGGCCGGGCGCUGGGUGUUGCACCCCGCGUACGUGGCGCGCAGCAGGGCGGCCGGCACCUUCCUGCAGGAGGAGGACUUCGAAUGGGGCAACCCGCGCGCCAGCUGCCUGCCGGAGCUAUCCGGAGCUGAAAAGACCCUAGCUGAGGCCGCGCACCGCUGGCGGGCGUGCCGCGAGUCGGGGCGGCCGGGUCCUUUCGCGGGCGUGGUGGCGCUGCUGCACGUGCCCGCCGCCCGGCGCCGCCUGCUGGCGCGCCUCGUGCGGGCCGGCGACGGACUGGCGCCCGAUGACGAGCCUCCAUACAAUAAUGAAAAUAUAACGGUCUGCUUCGCCGAUAUCAAGCGUUAUCCACUAUCAGAGAGGGACUCUACUUGGCUCAAAUCAAGGAAGAUUCCCGUCUGCCCGCCAGUCCUACUUAGUUCCUAUCUCACCGAAGAAACCAGACCGAACCCGGAACAACACUGUUUGCCUGAAUUCAGACCUAAAUAG